Molecule: messenger RNA, 321 nt
Organism: Rangifer tarandus platyrhynchus (Svalbard reindeer)
Lineage: Eukaryota; Metazoa; Chordata; Mammalia; Artiodactyla; Cervidae
Source: the annotation of a GenBank genome assembly
AUGAUACGAGAUGAGGAACAUGCCCAGAAGGGCUUCAUGUUAGCCUGUGGCUUCUAUGUGGUGGAUGGCAGCCCUUGUUCUGUCUGUAGCAGGGAUCUGCAGUCGCGGGCAGAAGCACCGGCCACGUGGUCCCUCCUUUUGGCCAGUGCAAGUGGGACAGAAGAUGGUACGGUGGAAGCCUGCCAGCCCCGGCGGGAGAAGCGCACCAGAUCCAACCACAACGAGCUCCCCCAGCACAGCCCUGACGAUAAUUGUCUCCCAGUUGUCCUGCUGGAAAGCACCCUGGAGCUGGAGGCGUUGGCGGCAAAACAGCACGUCUAG